Stereum hirsutum FP-91666 SS1 is the source of this 1328-nucleotide messenger RNA. RefSeq lists its product as uncharacterized. Gene Ontology annotation, biological process: poly(A)+ mRNA export from nucleus. The transcript has 5 exons. The record is from RefSeq and is a predicted model, not a curated record. Gene Ontology annotation, cellular component: nucleus. NCBI's taxonomy places the organism in Eukaryota, Fungi, Basidiomycota, Agaricomycetes, Russulales, Stereaceae. Bases 11 to 1171 code for a protein of 386 amino acids.
GCUAACCACCAUGACCGACAAAUUUGCGGAGAAAGAUAUCUUCGGUUCAGAUUCCGAACUUUCUGACGCGCCUGAAGAGGAUUUCCCAAAGCCGCCCAAGCACAUUGGUCCUAUCCGUCCCGACGACGAGGAAACAACAGGAAGCGAGGGGUCAGCCGAUAACUAUGAAGACAGUGCACCCAAGAAGAAGAGGAAGGUUCGCCGGAGACAUGGUGGGGAUGAAGACGAGGAGGUCGCAGAGGUUGGGAGGCGGAGAACCACCCAGCGAAAGAGGAAGAGGAAGGUAGAACGAACCGAGCAGGACUUGAGUAAUCUGCCCAAGCAGGAAGCGGACAAGAUCCGCCUGGACAUGAAGAUUGAUGCCAUAUUGAAGCCAAAGAAGACUUCCCGUCCGAAGAAGAGGAAGAAGGACGAAGAUGUCCUAGAUAGGUUCGCGGACGAGGAAGUUUCGAGGCUGCGAGAAGCCAUGCUCGCUGCAGCUGAGGACGACGAAAGGGCAAACAAAGAGAAACUCCCCGCCACCGCAAAACUUCGUAUGCUCCCCGAAGUCAUGAAUGUUCUUCGCAAGUCAGGACUCUCCCAAUCCAUCAUCGACAACAACCUGUUCGAAGGCGUUCGCCGCUGGCUCGAGCCCCUCCCAGACCGCUCCCUCCCUGCUCUGAAUAUCCAAAAAGAAUUCAUGGAAACCAUCCAACGCCUCGAGUAUAUCGAUACCAACGUUCUCAUUGCCUCCAAACUCGGUCGCAUUGUUCUCUUCUAUACAAAAUGUAAACGCGUCACACCCGACGUCGCCCGCAUCGCCAACACGCUCGUAUCCACUUGGUCUCGACCAAUCAUCAAACGUUCCGCAUCAUACAGGGACAGGGAAAUCCCUCUCGCGAUCGAUAUGUUGGACGACAGCCAGGGUGGCGCUUCACAGGGUGGUACUCAGGCCCCGAGGCAGGAGAGGUUGGCGGCGAUUUUGGCGAGGGCGAAGGAGAGCGAGAAGGGCAAGGUCAGGAAGAAUGCGGUCAUGAUCCCUCAAAGAGAGUUGGGCAAUUAUUCCGUCGCGCCGAGGGCCAAUGCGGGUAUCAUGAAGCCAACGUCAAGUGUGGACGUGGACGUGGAGAGGAGGAGGAAGAACGCGGAUCGGAUGAGGAGCUUCACGAGGAGGAUCACUCAGAAGCCGUGAUGUGGUGAUGUGGGUUGAUUAUGCUGGUACUCAGGUUGUUGGUUCGUCUUCCUGUUUUUCGCUUCACAGUGUACAUGUAUGUCUGUGCGUUUUACUUUCGUCUCUCCAUCAGUUUGAUUCCUUGGAGUAUCUCCAUAAAUAUCACACUGUUUUCGGC